AUGGCGGCCUCAGCCAGAUCGUCUCGAGCUCUACUCUUCAUGCAGCACUGCCGCCGCUCUAUCCCACGCCAACCGAUCUCCUCGAUCCGACACUCGUCACCCUAUGCUCCCUCAAAUUUCACCCAACCAGCCUCCAAAUCACACAUCCGACCUGCCUUCGAGUCGCAAGCUGAUAACAACAACACUCCUCCCAGCCGACGUCCACACUACGCGCACCCGCUCGGACAAGGUCUCAUAAACCGGAACAAAAUCCCGCGCCUGACACCAUGGGCACGCCUGAAGAUGCUAUUUGGCUGGCGGCCGCCGCCACCAGACUACAGACCAGCUCCAUUCCGUGCGAACAACAACCCAUACCGGGCGCACAAGAAGUGGCCACCGGAUUUCAGCACCCUCGACCCUAAGCAGCAGUUCCAUUUCGAGAAGACGUACCGUCGACGUGCGGCGUUGAAAUGGGCCCGCCCCGCCUGGAACAAGAGUAUCAAGAUUCUGCAGCAGACUCUCAUCACAUUCACAAUCAUUUACUUCGUUUUCAUACUCGAGCCGACACAUGGGCAGGGAACGCCGUUUGAUGGGUUCCGUAUCUGGUUCUUUAAUAAACUAGGCGAAUUGAGUCAAUUGCCUGAUGCUACAAGACAAGAGGCGGACAAAUUGAGAGAUGAGGCAAAGAAGAAAACGGUCAAGUCGGUGGAUAUGGAGACAGAGAAUUCUCCUGUUCCGCCUGGCGCCUCCUGA
Molecule: messenger RNA, 732 nt
Organism: Rhinocladiella mackenziei CBS 650.93
Lineage: Eukaryota; Fungi; Ascomycota; Eurotiomycetes; Chaetothyriales; Herpotrichiellaceae
Exons: 2
Coding region: 1-732 (243 amino acids)
Source: RefSeq, a predicted model, not a curated record